AUGAAUCCCUCGCCGUCGCGUCUCAGAACUGCCUGGAAGGGCAAGGAAAAGGCUGUUGACGCGCCCAUUAACGAUGACUUUGGUGACAUUGACCCAGUCAUUACCUAUCGACAUUUGCUAUCUCAGAACCUCGGUGUUCGAGACCCACUUCGCGUUAUCGCGCUUUGUGACAGCGACGCCUUCUACGCGGCAUGCGAGAUGGUUCGUUUGGGAAUAGGCGACAAGCCUCUCGUAGUUCUUCAGUGGGACUCUCUCAUCGCCGUGAAUUACCCUGCCCGGAAGUUCGGCAUAUCACGCAUGGACAAGUUGAAGGACGCUAAGCAACGGUGCCCGGAUCUUGUGGUUGUGCACGUCGCUACUUAUAAGGAAGGAGAGAAAGAACCAGGCUACUGGGACAACAUAGAUUCAAGAACGCACAAGGUCUCCCUGGACUAUUAUCGACGAGAAAGCAGUAAAAUUCUUGGGAUGUUCAAUGAACAUCUUCCCGAUGCUGAGAUCGAGAAGGCUUCCAUUGACGAGGCUUUCAUUGACUUUACGAAGCCCGUUCGAAAGAUUUUACUCCGGAGAUAUCCAUACCUCUCAGCCAUUCCGGCUGAUUCUCCUGAUGGAAUGGAUACCCCGCUUCCGUCAGCCCCGUCGAUAUCUUGGGAUAAGGCUGGUUUCCUCAUACCCACUGACCCACUUAUAGCUGUGGAUCAAGAACCGGGUUCCCAUGCCACUUCGAAUGAGGAAGGUAUAAAAAGCACCUGGCAUGACGUCGCUCUCUCUAUUGCCGCUGAAUUAAUGGGCCAGGUUAGAGAGGACAUAAAAACAAAACUGGGGUAUACAUUGUCAGCGGGCAUCGCGAGAAAUAAAUUUCUCGCAAAGCUUACCGCAUCCUAUCGAAAGCCCAAUAGUCAGAGCAUCCUGCGUAAUGCCGCCAUUCCGGGUUAUUUGAAACCCAUGGAAUUCCAAAAGAUACGGUUCUUAGGUGGGAAACUCGGGCACGCUCUAGCGCAAGAAUAUGAUGUUUCGAAGGUGGCGGAUUUACUCCCGGUUAGUCUAGGCAAGCGGACUUUUCGGAACAAAAUGCAGCACAAAUUUGGCGAGAAUGCUAUUUGGGUCUACGAGGUGCUCCGCGGAAUUGAUCGUUCUGAAGUCAAGGCCAAGUCCAUCGUCAACAAGAGCAUGUUGGCCGCAAAAAAUCUACCGAAACCUAUCACCAAGCAAUCGGAAGGACACCAUUGGAUUCGGGUUUUGGCCGCGGAAUUGGCCUUGCGACUCAAUGAUGCGAGAGAGGCCAACCCUAAUCUUUGGCCAAAAACUCUGGUUCUCAAUACCCGCAGAGGAGGAUAUGAGAGUUCCCGUUCCAAACAAGCCCCGUUUCCAUUUAUCCGAGAAGUCACUGUGGAUGUCAUCGCAGCCGCUGGUAAUAAACUCUGGAAAGACCUCGUUGGAAACUCUACAUCCAUGAGGGUGACAUGCAUUCAACUUGCAUUCACUGGUAUAGAGACUGCGGAAAUCGGACAGCAGAGUAUUGACGGAUUCUUAAAAGCUGACUCGAGCUCAAAACGCGGACGAGAUGAAGACUCCCCCGAGCAUGUUACAGAGCUUACUGCGGAUCAGUCGGCGGCCGCAGCAAGACAGGAUGUAGCCUUCACAUGCGCGCGCUGUAGGAAGGAUAUUCCGUUCCCUGGUACUGCAUCAGCAUCGGAAGAAGACCAAGCCGAUCUACUAGCCACCAUACGGAUGGAGCACAGCGACUGGCACUUUGCCCAAGACCUCGCGAAGGACCCUGGUAACCAAUUGCGUGUCUCUUUGAAAGAGCCAGCCAUGAAAAAGAAACGACGGAAGGAAUCACCUAAAGGCAUAGAGAAGUUCUUCACACGAAAAUGA
Messenger RNA from Desarmillaria tabescens, 1875 nucleotides. RefSeq lists its product as uncharacterized. The coding region runs from base 1 to 1875 and encodes 624 amino acids. The transcript has 13 exons. The record is from RefSeq and is a predicted model, not a curated record. Gene Ontology annotation, cellular component: nucleus; site of double-strand break; replication fork. Gene Ontology annotation, molecular function: damaged DNA binding; DNA-directed DNA polymerase activity. Lineage: Eukaryota; Fungi; Basidiomycota; Agaricomycetes; Agaricales; Physalacriaceae. Gene Ontology annotation, biological process: error-prone translesion synthesis; response to radiation.